Exophiala xenobiotica is the source of this 1967-nucleotide messenger RNA. RefSeq lists its product as uncharacterized. The coding region runs from base 128 to 1846 and encodes 572 amino acids. The record is from RefSeq and is a predicted model, not a curated record. The transcript has a single exon. NCBI's taxonomy places the organism in Eukaryota, Fungi, Ascomycota, Eurotiomycetes, Chaetothyriales, Herpotrichiellaceae.
CUGAACAGGCUGCGCUGCCAGGCGCAAACGAACUGCGCGGACGGCCUCUUAUUGCCUACUGUCAUGAUCUAUGCUACCAACCCUGUAGCGUACGCUGUUUUGACCCGGUCUGAGAAAGGGCAGUGCCAUGAAGAAGUCCUUCAUCGACCGCAUAUUUCCCCCGUCACCAGGCAAUACUCGCUACCAGUACGACUACGACGACCCUGUACGCCCCAGUUCACCCCGAUCUCCCCCCAACAUACUCCUGCAGGAAUCCGUCGCGUCGUCCUCGCGCAGUCGCAAUGGUUCCCCUUCGUCGAACCGUCAUGUCACUCAGUCGCUGAGUUCCCCGCUCAUACGGCACAACGACCCUUUCCUCCCUGUCGAGAGAGCAUCCAAGAACCUCGAGCGUACGCUUCAAAGCCUUCUAGACGCACAGUCAGAAGGACUAAGCGCCGGUGUCGGCACAGACCCUACGGGCGACACAUCGUCAAUCGAUAGUCCUACGCCGACCCCAUCUAUUACUACGUCUCCUAGAUCGGUAUCAGGGCUGAGAACGAUACCGAUACGGCAGCCGAAGAAGAAGGAAGUGACACUCCGAGACGCUCGCCGUGGCCUGUCCCGCUCCAUGGCCGAGUUCGCCGCUUUGAAAGACUAUGAGCUCACGCUAAUUGACCGCGAAGUCGUGGCAAGGAACAAUGCGUUGAAACAAGCUUCAGACCUGGGAACCCGAGAACAAAUGCUCAAUGAUGAGGUACAGAAGAUCCAAAAACAGGGUACGGCUGAAGGUUUGUGCAACGAAGUUCAACGCGUCGAGAAAGAAAUCAAGGACCUGGAGACCGUGCUGUUCGAGCUGAAGAACCGGCAUAGACAAUUGCUCAACCAGGUCCGGGAACUCGAAAGCUCAAAGGACUCGAAGUUGAGCUCCUAUAGCGAAGCCUUGACCCUCAACGAAAAUAAGAUCAAGCAUUUUCUGCGACAACUACCUGUUUCGCAGAGUCUACGUGUGGGGGCUGACCGUGGCAUGUACGAUCUGAAGCCAGAGCGACGCACACUGCAGAUGGCGCAGGAGCAGUGGACCGGAGAGUUAGAGAUGUUGCACUCAAGGAAGGCGGAGGCUGAGAAUGAAAGGACUGCGCUGGAAGAAGGCGGCAAGCUCUGGCGGGAAGUCACGCACCGAAUUCGGGAGUUUGAAAAAAAUGUGAAAGUGCAGACGACACGAUCGACGCAGUCCCAAGCAUGGCUCGAUGCAGAGGAGGGCGUGACUGUGACGCCGCGAGGUGAAGAAGCGCAGAUAGGGAUGGUCGAGUCUAGCUUGAACGCCUUGAUUGACUUUCUGGGAGAAGCCCUCGCGCAGGCAGAGGAGAGAGGAUGGAGGCUUCUGACUUGUGCGAUCGGGGCGGAAUUGCUGGCGUUCCAGGAGGCCAGCGAUGCCUUGCAAACUGGUACAGAGCUGGCAAAUGGAGACUCGAACAGCGGAAGUAAGAAUCUAACGCACGAUGGAGAGGAGCACGAUGAGCCACAUAAGGACUUGUUAAGUGGCGGCUUGGAGGAGACUGAUGCUGUUGGCCCUGGAAUUGGGACUGAGACCAGAAGUCCUGGCGAGGAGAGUAAUCGUAGCUUAGAGGACACGGUGCGAGAGUUUGGGAAUGCCAUGGACAAGGGAAAGCCACAGCUGAAGGACGACAGCGGCCUGAGUGGCGCUCGUGGAACUGGAGGGUCCGUUACUGGGAUAGCGGAUAUGAAGAUGAGCACUGGCACGGACUCUGGACAGCAGGCUGUGUCGAAGAAGGUGCCACUAUCUGGUCAUACUUCUGAGAGCGAGGACGAUGAUCCUGGGCCGGAGUUUCUGCUGUCGCAGACUUGAGACUGCGACGGGGGCUGGGCAGAGCUCUGCAUGAAAUGUAUCAUUACUGGAUUUGAGCGUUCGGUAGCGACUCCUCAAACUCUCGACGGCGUUUGGGUGAAAGGUGUUCCACAGUUUGGAG